This is a messenger RNA of Oppiella nova, 480 nucleotides long. Lineage: Eukaryota; Metazoa; Arthropoda; Arachnida; Sarcoptiformes; Oppiidae. The record is from the annotation of a GenBank genome assembly.
AUGUUUCAGUCCAACAAAUUCAGUUCUUUUAUGAUCAAGGGGAUGGUUGAGUCAGUUGGAUGUUCGGGUCCGACAGCAUCGACGAUAGUAUGGCAACACUAUCUGUUACGACAACGUAUGCUAAUGCAGGCUAAGCCUCGAAAAGGCGGACAAAUUAGGUUUACUUCGGAACAGAGCGUGAGUUUGGAGCGAGAGUUCGGUCGACAGAAGUACUUAUCGCCGAUCGAGAGGAAGAGUAUUGCCUCAGAUUUAGGUCUCUCUGAGCGACAAAUUAAGACUUGGUUUCAGAACCGAAGGGCCAAAUGGAGACGUUGUAAGCAAUUGAGUGGAGAUGGAGACGAAGAUAAACACAUUUUGUUUAAUAAAUACAAAGACACGCAUUCAUGCAGUCGUGACAACGAUAAUGACGAGCCAUACGAGUCCUCCUGCCAUCCCUAUCAGUGCCAAACUAACUCACAUCCCAAUGAUUUCAAUAAUUGA